UAUGGAAGAAGACUGUUGAACAGAUGGGCAGUCAACUUCAGAUGACUUCAGGGAAUCAUCCCGAAGCCAACGGACAGGCCGAGCAAAUGAACAGAGUUGUACAACACCUGCUGAGGCAUUACAUCAAGCCCAGUCAGGAUGAUUGGGAUGAGAAGUUGCCUCUCAUCGCCAGCUUGUACAACAACGCUGUACACAGCAAUACCGACGUUAGUCCUAAUCAGUUGCACUUGGGAUGGAAGCCUAGAUCAGCUCUGGACUUCCUCCUACCUGAAAACCGACCCUUUGCAACUCCAGGCACACUUGAAUAUGGUAUGCAGUAUGAGAAGUUGUUGCAGCAAGCUGUCGAGCACAUCAAGAAAGCUCAGCAAGCAAUGAUUACCUCUGAGAACAAACAUCGUCGGCAGUCCUCAUUUCAGGUAGGGGAACGUGUCUGGGUCAAGGUUAGUGAGCUAGGACAGGAAUUCGGAAUCUCUCGUAAACUAAUGCCUCAGUAUUUUGGUCCCUGGGAAGUCUUGGACAUAGUCGGGGAUGAGUUGGAUGGUCCUACCUAUGUUAUCCGCAUCCCUGGUCAUCUGCGCACUCACCCUGUCUUUCAUGCCUCAAAGCUUGCACCUUUCGCUAAGACAGAUCAAUUUCCUUCCAGGAAAUCAAUGCUGCCCCCAACCAUGGAUGGUCAAGUGGACAUCGGCGACAUUGUGGAUCACAGAGAUCUGCCUGUUCCAAAGCCACUGGGUAGAGGAAGACCUCCAAAACCCAAGCGGGAGUAUCGCGUCAGAUUCAGGCAUCAUAUGGAUCCGAAGGAAGAUCGGUGGUUUACCAGAGAGGAACUGAUUGACACAGCUCCUCAAGUGGUGGCAGAAUAUGAGAGGAUGUUAAGAGGGAAGACACCUGCGAACGUCUUAGUCGCAGGCACUAUUGGUAUGAUUGAUGUCGCUGAUGUCAUCGUCGUUUGCGCCAUCUCUGUUCUUGAACACCCCAAGUCAUGUGUACUCAUUGUGGCAGGCGCAUGGGCAAUGAUCGUUGGUGUAGGUGAUGAUAACGUGGUUGCAGAUGUCGGUGAGAUUCUUGGAGCUGGUGCUGCUGGUGCAACCGUGGCCAACAUGGUGAUUGGCAGCUCCCCUCCUGAGCGCUUGGCCAAGUCAGCACCUCGCUCGAGUCCCUCGUCAAGGAGCAUGUAACAAUCGCUGGACAGGGCGUCCACCUGUUGCCAGUCGACAAACUCAUCCAGCUUCAAAGUCGG
Messenger RNA from Chara braunii, 1240 nucleotides. NCBI's taxonomy places the organism in Eukaryota, Viridiplantae, Streptophyta, Charophyceae, Charales, Characeae. The record is from the annotation of a GenBank genome assembly.